Rotaria sp. Silwood2 is the source of this 4752-nucleotide messenger RNA. The record is from the annotation of a GenBank genome assembly. Lineage: Eukaryota; Metazoa; Rotifera; Eurotatoria; Philodinida; Philodinidae.
AUGUUAACAUUAAAAAAUUUACUUAAAUAUAAUCGUAAUUUACAAAUUAUGACUACAUAUGGAUUUUCUCAACAUAUUUUAUAUAUAUGUGAAACAGCACUUCAAAAUGAAAAUCAUCAUUUACAUACAUCGGUUGAAUAUAUUUUUGAAAGAUUAGCUGCUUCUAUUUUACCAGUACGAACAUUCAAACAAUUUCUCCGUAUGGGUAUUGAGACAAUAGUUAGUCCGACGUUAUUAAUAACUCCUUCAAAAGAAAUUAAAUCAUUUGUACCAUUAAAUCGAAUAAAAUGUCUUAUUUCAAUGACAACAUUACGUGAUAUUCGUUGCGAAACUCAAGUUCUAACAACAUCAAAUUCUCCAACAGGAAUUUCAUCAAAUAUUCCUUCAAUAAUAUUUCCACCAUUUGUUGAAUGUAAUAUGGGUAUUGAAGGUUUUGGUGCACUAUUAUUUCCAUGUUUAAGUCCUCAAUCAAUAACAUCAUCAACAAAUGUUGUUGGUAAUUUUGGUAUGGUAACAAUGGCAAAUGAUAUUAUUUUACAAGGUGGAAUGACAUUAACAAAUGGUGGUGAACGACCAUUUCCACCACAAUACGGAAUGACUUAUUCAACAUGGUUUUAUGUAGAAAAAUUUGGUCCUAUUAAAGAUAAUGCUCAUCUAAUACGUCUUUUAACUAUUAUUCGACAUACAUUUAAUCGUGAAGAUUAUCGAUUUGUUUUACAAGUUUAUAUACAUCCAAAAGAUAAGUCUUUAUUAGUAUCAACACAAGAACAUCCAUUUCAAGAUUGUCAUAAUGAUGCAAUAUUUACAGAUGAUAUUAAAUCAGAUGGUUUAGUGAAAUUUAUAUGUUCAGAAAUGAUGUUUGACCAAAGAUGGACACAUACAACAUUAGUUUGGGCAAAAGGAAUACUCAGAAAUAGUGCUGUUACAUUAUAUGUCAAUGGAAAACAAAUUGCUGUUCAAAAACUUCAUUAUAUAAAUAAUAUAACUGUUCCACCUGGAAAUAGUGUAUCGAUAUUUGCUUAUAUUGGUACAUUAUCAAUUCAACGUGUAUAUUCAAGUAUACAAUGGCGUCAAGGUCCAUGUUUUCUUAUUGAAGAACUUCUUUACUCACAAAUUAUUGCAGCUAUGUAUGGAGCUCGUCCGAAUUAUAUUGGUCCAUUUCAAGCUGUUUGUAUUGAUUCAACAAAUGAUGUAUUUUCACCAUUAUUUCCUAAAGAGAGAAUUGUAUUUGGUAUACAUCCAGCUAGGUUUUUUGACACAACUUUAUCACAAUUUAAAAAACAUUAUAAUAAAAAUGAUGCGAAAUUAAUUGCUAAACAGUUGAAUAUGCCAACAAAUGAAUCAACAGUACCUAUUCGGAUUUUACACAAAAUUGCAGCACUAUAUAGUGGUCCUGCUCGAACAAUUGAUAGUGUAGUGAUUGGUUAUUUAGGUGUUCGUAUAUUUGUUCCAAAUCCAGUAUCAAAAACAAUUGAAUAUAUUGAUGGUCCACAUGUAAUGCUUGGUUUAAUUACAAUGCCAAAUGAUAUUGAAUCAUUUUAUGCAUCAGUUACAGCUUUUGUUUGUAUACUUAAAGCGAAUAAACAAAUGCAAAAUGAAUUAUUAAGAACAAGAGCAUAUCAAAUUCUUGGUCUUUUAUUUCUAAAAAAACGGCAUCUUAUCAAUAGUCAUAUAUUACAUUUAACAUGUACACUUGUUGGUACAAUUGAUACAAUACGUGAAUCAACAGUUAUAACAAAUCCAGCAGAUGCUAAUGUUGAUAUACAAAAAUCUUUAUUUGAUCAUUUACUUGAUGUGUUCUUAACAAGUGAUCCACACAAUUUAAUGAUGAAUCAAAGAUUAGCACAAAAAAUUAAUUUAAUGUCACAGUUAUUAUGUUUACUUAAAGAUGGUUCAUUACAUGAAUCAACACGUUUAAUUAUUAUUAUUAGUCUUAUUCAUGUUCUACUUGUGACAUAUAAAAAUACAAAUGAUAUAUUAAAACUUGGCCAAUUUCUUGUUUAUCUUCUUCUAUCAAGUUCAAUAUCAGGAAAAAACCUCUGGAUGAUUCAUCAAUUAUCAUCAUCAAAUGCAUUGACUCGUUUUCAUGAUAAUGCUAUGUUAUUAGUUAAUCCAACAAUUCCAAGUAAUAGAUCAUUAACAUCAACAACAACAACAAUUAGAUUUGCUAUUCCAUCACCAGUAUUAAAUACAACAAAUACAACACCAUUAUCACCUUUAACAACAAUUAAUAAAAGUUGGAUUAAUGUUUUUAAUGAUCGACCACCAGCAAAACCGACGUUUGCAUUGGGUAUUGAUCCAACAUUAGCACUUGGAAGUAAUACAAAUGUAUCAACACCUUUACCUGGUUUUGUUCUUUUACAAUAUGUAUUUGCUCAACGAGCAGAAAUUAUACCAAUUUAUUAUCAAUUAACAGCACUUCUUUUUCGACAAAUGCCUUCCGAUGAUAUGAUGGAACAAACAGAGGCUCUUCCUGAAAAUAUGAAUUGUGAUUUAACUUAUCAAAUAUUUGUUCAAUAUGUAUUUAAAUCAAUAAUAGAAUAUUUAGGAACAUCAGAAUUAUGUCCAUUAAGUUCAACUGAUGAUCAAACUAAUGCACUGCCUUUUGAACUUGGUGAACAAUCAGGACGAACAACAUAUUCACAUGCAUUUUCAAGUAUAAUAUCAAAUACUUCAUCAACAAAUUUCAAUAUGUCAUUAUAUAAAUUAUUACUUAAAAAUGUGACACAUUUUAUUGAACGUAUUGUUGAUAAAAUUUGGGAAAUUGAUUAUCGUGAACCGAAACAAAUAUUUGAAUUUAUUAUUAAAAUUCUAAAUCAAGCAAAAAAAACAAAAAUUGAUUCAAUUGGAGAUCAAAUGAUUGUACUUGAUGCACUUCAUCGUUUAGCUAAUAAUCGACAAUUAAUUUUUUCGGAUUUAAAUCAAGAUGCAGAAUUUUUUGGUUGUCUUUGUUAUUGUUUAAUUAUUUUAAUUGAUGAAACAGGAACAAAACAACCAACUGAGAAUCAACCUUCACGAUCAACUUGGUAUCAUCGUGUUGAAAGUCCAACAUCACCUAUUCAAUCAAAUAAAACUUUAAUUAUUAAUGCAGCGCAACGUAUUUGGUCGGAAUUAUAUAUGAAAAAGAAACUUCGUAUUCAACGAUUGACUGGUGGAGUGACAGGUGGCUUUCGAUCAAGUCUUCAUCAACUUCGAGGAACAAAAGUAAAACGUGAACAAAUUAAAUUAGAUCGAGCAACAAUUCAUAGUGCUUUGGCUUUAAUGUCUGUUAAUGUUUCAAGCGUUAAAGAAAAUGUUGUCAAUGAAUAUUGUCGAUUAGCACAAAAUUCCGAACAAAAAUUUAGUUAUUUAUAUGAAGAAUGGUUUGCUAUUGAACGUGAUCUAUUCCGUGAACGGAGUUUAUGGGGAUUUGAGGAACCUGAUCCAUUAGCAAAAUAUAAACUUGAUUUUAUUGAAGGACCAUGUCGUAUGCGUAAACGAAUGGUAUUAAAUGAAGAUUUUUAUAGACAUUAUCCAUAUCGUGUUCCAAAACGAAAAUUUAAUCCACCAGUUUCAUUUGAUUCCAAACAAUAUUUUGAUCGACAACCUCAACUUCUUGAUCGUUUACUGAUCAUCAAUCCAGCAUCGAUUGAAACUCCUCUAGCAUCUCCACCACCAGUAUUAAAAGAAACAAGCGAACCACCGCCGACACCAACUACAGUAGCAUCAAAAGAAACCAAUGAAUCAUUUCCAUCACCAACAGAACAAAUCGUUCGAGACAAUGCUGAAAUAUGGACAAAUGAUGCGGAAUUGACUGUCGAUGAUGAUGAUGAUGAAGAAGAAGAUCCAAUGGUAACUAAUUUAGAACAAGAUGAAGUUGAAGCAGAAAGCGAAACUCAACAAGCACCACCAACUUCAACUGAACCAGUUGAAAUGGGACCAACCAAUCAAAAUAUUUUACGAUUACUUGAAGAAGAUGAAAAAAUAUCAGCAGCAUUUCGUUGUGCACGUAUUGAAGGAAUUGAUGGUAGUAAAGGAAUAUUAAUCUUUGGUCACAAAUGUCGAAAUGAAUAUAUACCAUUAAUACCUAAAUCAUCAACAAUAACUAAUACAGAUUCAAUACAAUAUAAAAAAGAAUGUUCAAAAUUUGCUUAUGAAGAUUUAAAAGAAGUUCAUAAACGACGACAUAUUUUACAACCAAUUGCUCUUGAAUUAUUUGCCGCCGAUGGUCGAAAUUAUUUACUUGUAUUUGUUCGUAAAGAACGUAAUGAAGUUUAUCAACGGUUAUUAAGUUCAGCAACUGAAUUAACUGAUUCAGCAAUUCAUUCUGUAUCAGGUCAACAACGAAGUUUCAGCAUAGAACAAGGAAUCAGUUUUCUUAGAACACUUAUGGGUGAACGAUCGGUUACACAACGAUGGGAAAGAGAUGAAAUUAGUAAUUUUCAAUAUUUAAUGUAUUUAAAUACACUUGCUGGACGUUCUUAUAAUGAUUUAAUGCAAUAUCCAGCCGAUUAUGAUAAUAAAGAAUUAAAUUUAACAAAUCCAUCAACAUUUCGUGAUUUAUCAAAACCAAUGGGUGCUCAAACAAUUGAUCGUUUGCUACAAUUUCAAAAACGUUUUGUUGAAUGGGAUGAUCCAACAGGUUCAACACCAGCUUAUCAUUAUGGUACAUGUUAUUCUUCUGCAAUGAUUGUUGCAUCAUAUCUUGUUCGAACUGAACCAUUUGCACAAGUUUUUCUUCGUUUACAAGUGAAUAAAACAAAAAAAUAUUAA